AGUGAGGUUAAUUUUUUUAAAUCUAUUUUUUUAUAUAUUUUUCCUUUAAUUACUUAAAAUGCCUGUGGAGGAGAUUUUGAGGGUAUCUCCUGAUUUUUCUGUGCUUCUUGGCCUGCAACAGAGUUUGACGCCCUCGAGGAAUAAUGGAUUCUUGAAUAUGCUGAAGCUGAUGCAAAGAAAAGCGCUUUAGUUGCUAGUGGAGGCUGAGGAGGAAGUUGGGUCUUCAAAUUCAGGGUCAAACCGUCUCGAGAAUCGGAGUUCUGGUGGAAGUUCGAUUUGGAGCUUCAGUGCUGAUAGCGGCGGUGAGGAUUUGACUUCUGAAAAUGUAAGUGAAAGAAAUUCUGCUACGAGUUUGAACUGGGGGAGCAGAGGAAUGAGGAUAAAGGAGAAGCUGGAGAACAAGCUUACUCCUGUUGAACUUGAAGUGGAGGAUAUUUCUCAUCAGCAUGCUGGGCAUGCUGGCGUGGGGGGCAGCAAUGGGGGUCAAAACACAUUUUAACGUGAGAAUUGUUUCAAAGCAAUUUGAAGGGAAGAGUCGGAUCAAGUGGCAUAGGUUAAUAUAUGAUCUGUUGCAAGAUGAGUUGCGUAGUGGAUUGCAUGCUGUAUCUAUUGUGGCGAACACACCUUCAGAAGCUGAUGCCAGAUGAAGGGAAGUCGUGAAAUAGUCUGUUCAUACUUUGUU
This is a messenger RNA of Rubroshorea leprosula, 682 nucleotides long. Lineage: Eukaryota; Viridiplantae; Streptophyta; Magnoliopsida; Malvales; Dipterocarpaceae. The record is from the annotation of a GenBank genome assembly.